AUGGAAGCCGAUGGGUUCGUGUCCAGACGGCGAAUGGCGGUGGAUUCACCGAGCGUCGACGCCGGGGUCACCGCCGGAGCCGCAGGGGCAGACAUUCGAUGGCUGAGUGGGAGGAUUUUGGACGCAACGGAAGGGUUUGUGGGGGGCCUUUCGCCGCCGAGGAUAACAGGGGAACCGGACUUUGCUGCGGUCUUACAGCUUCGAGCAGUCCCAGAGACGACCACGGUGGCUACUAACACCGAGACCGAAGUAGACUAUGAAGGACUCCCCCAGGGUGUCACCACCAGCACGCACAUGCUGGCAGGCGCCGUGGCUGGUAUCAUGGAGCACUGCCUAAUGUACCCCAUCGACUGUGUCAAGACGCGGAUGCAGAGCCUGCGGCCUGAACCGGGGGCGCGGUACCGCAACGUGAUGGACGCGCUGCGCCAGAUCAUUCGCACGGAGGGGGUGUGGCGCCCCGUGAGGGGGCUGAACGUCGUGGCCGUCGGGGCGGGGCCGGCUCACGCGCUCUACUUCGCCUGCUACGAGAAACUCAAGCUGUCGCUCGGCGACGUGGUCCAUCCGGGAGCCAACAGCCACUUCGCCAACGGACUGGCAGGAUGUAUGGCCACACUGCUCCACGAUGCAGUCAUGAACCCUGCUGAAGUGGUGAAGCAGCGUAUGCAGAUGUACAACUCCCCGUACCGCGGUGUGCUGGACUGCGUGGGCUCUGUGUGGAAGCGCGAGGGUCCCGGGGCGUUUUACCGCUCCUACACCACCCAGCUGACCAUGAACGUGCCCUUCCAGGCGCUCCACUUCAUGACCUACGAGUACCUCCAGGAGGUGCUCAACCCCCACAGACAGUACAACCCGUCCUCGCACGUCGUCUCGGGGGCCCUCGCCGGGGCCGUCGCCGCCGCCGCCACCACCCCGCUGGAUGUCUGCAAGACACUGCUCAACACCCAGGAGGGGCCGGCGGUCCUCGCCCAGGUCCAGGGGCCAGGCGGUGCGAGCGUUGGCGUGCAAGCCGCGUCGUCCACCGGGGGGCGCCAGAUCUCCGGGUUGGGCGAGGCGUUCAGGACUGUGUACAGGAUGGGGGGCGGGGCCGCGUUCUUCAAGGGUGUCCAGGCCAGGAUCAUCUACCAGAUGCCCUCCACCGCCAUCAGCUGGUCUGUCUACGAGUUCUUCAAGUAUGUCAUCACCAAGCGUCGGCACGAGAGGAGGCUGCGGGACCGAGACAGCGAGAAGUAGAGGCGACCCCGCGACCUUCCCCGGACGGAAAUUUCCUUGACGCAAACCACCCGGACUUCAUAGAGAUGGACUAGAGAGCUCAUUUAUCUUUGGGCAAAGUGCCCCCUCUAUUCAACUCUAUGACCACCCUGAGUAAACCUUUGACCCUUGACCUUCUCCCUCUAAUGAAGAUUCCCCCCUCCCCUCACAUAGGAGGAAGCUCCCAGCCUUUACCCAGUAUGUUGUAGUAAUAUAUACAUACUCUAUGGCACUUUAAAUUUCCAUUUGCUAUAUUUAGUUAAACCACUAGGGGGCCUCAUACUCCCUACUCCUUUUGUACAUCAGAAAUGAAUCCAAAUUACAUCUACUUACAUCUACUUUCACUUGCAAGAGUGCUACUUCCUGGAAACCAAACGGAAUCGAUUUCAUCCUUUCCUGCCACACCAGUCACUUCCUGUAAGGUCUGUUGUCUGUUGUGAGCAGACUGGGAAGGGAGCGAGGGUGCUUGGGAUGUGAAGACUACUAUUGGUUCAUAUCUGGGGGCACACAGGACUCGCAGGAUUCAAAUUAAGUCAGUAGUUCACUUUUAGGGCUGCACUCAGUCAUCCCGAUACACCCCACCCACCCGGCAGAUAUGUAAGAAGGACAUUGUUCGUCUAAAGAUACAUACUACACACAAUGUCUCUGGAAUGGCACUCCUAUUUCAGAAACACUACAGUGUGUACAUGCGCUGUUCGUAAACCGUGGGCUCAGACUCUCUGAAUGCUGAUUGGCUGAAAGACAUGGGAUAUGGGACCGAAUAGCUAACCUGGUUGGUGACUGGUUUAUUAAUGACAACAACGCGCUAGGGGGAUCCCGAGAGACUGCCCUCCGUUAUAAUGCAUACAUAUCACUCCCUCUAGUGGCAAAAUGCUAAAUUCGUGGUGUGUGGGUGUGUGUGUGCGCGCGCGCCUGCGCGAGUGUGUGGCUGCCUUUGACCCGGGCACGGAACCUUCCAUACACAUCUCCUAGCACUUCUGGAAGCGCGGUUACAUUUGGUAAUUUCCCAUAACCUACGAUACGUGUAGUUAGUUGCCGGCUUCCAGUUUAAUUAUUAACCCCUAUUUACUGCACGCGCACGUGGACUUCCAAUCAGCCGCCAUGAAUCGAACGCACAAAUACGAUGUUCUUAAAGGCACUAUACUAAUUUCUGAAGCCAUAUUGUUACAAAAGAGAACAUUUGUGUGUGUAUGUAUACCUAACUACUCGAAGAUUAACUAACUCAUUCAAGCUGCAAGUGAAUAGAGAUUUUUUUUUUAGCCAAGAGUUCUGAAACCUACCUGGUAUUUGACCAUUUGUAGGUUCUUUAGGGUCAUUUUCUAGGGAUGCAGAAUUCUAGAAACGUCUUGAAAAUUUCCCGAUUUUCUAGAAAAGACUUACUGAUUUCCAGGAAAACGUUGUACUUUAAAGGGGUAGUUUGGUUAUGCCGGUUAGGACAUCUGACCAUUAACCAACAGGUUGGCAGAUUGAAUCCUGAGCUGGCACAGUGAAAGUGAUGUUUUUCUGACCUUGAGCUAGGCCGUCAACCUUAAUUGUUCCCCAGGCUCCCAAUAUGGCUGCGCCACCCUACAUGUUUCUCAGAUUUGGGGUUGGGUUGAAGCCAUAACAGUUGGACCUUCUGCAUUUGACAACUAAAACCAAGUCAUCCCAAACUAUCCCUUUAAGGAAAGCUACAAAAACCUUGCAACUCUAUGUAGCUGACUUGGCAUGAGUCACACUUUACACAGACUGCCACCCAGGACAGCAUUCUAUAGAACCUGUAGGUAGAAACGUCAACAUAAUAUCUAUCUUCUAAACACACAGGUAAUAAAUAACACCUUUAAUUUCAGAGGAUGCUACUACCACAUAACUUAAAGGGGAAGUUUUAAUCUUUAACAACUAUGUUGGAGGGGUCUUGGUCCUGAAAGUAGUAUACUGGUCAGGAGAAUCUGUAAUCCGUGCUUGGGGUUAGCGGCGGCUGUACAAAAUGUUUGCUCUAGCCACGGCUAGCCCGUACGAUAUCGAACAUCCUCUUUAAAUUAUUAGGUAAAAGGAAGUCUAGUUGUUUUUGGAGUGUUUCUUGCUGAAUACCAUGUUUGGUAGUGGACACCAAAGAGUGACUAGGUGAAAUUUGAUGUGAUGAUGAUUGAGGUGAAGAAAACUGACUGAUCUGUUUGAAAGAGAGAAUGUAUUCCUGUGUUAUUCUGUGAAUUGUAAAUAAAUAGUCGCUAACAGGCAGCGCCUCGCAGAAGCAGGGACUUCUCUUGGGACCGCUCGCCUCACGCGCUGGAGAGAAAUACGCCA
Messenger RNA from Esox lucius (northern pike), 3531 nucleotides. Its product is annotated as mitoferrin-2. Gene Ontology annotation, molecular function: ferrous iron transmembrane transporter activity. Gene Ontology annotation, cellular component: mitochondrial membrane. The transcript is spliced from 4 exons. NCBI's taxonomy places the organism in Eukaryota, Metazoa, Chordata, Actinopteri, Esociformes, Esocidae. The coding region runs from base 1 to 1230 and encodes 409 amino acids. The record is from RefSeq and is a predicted model, not a curated record. Gene Ontology annotation, biological process: iron import into the mitochondrion.